AUGAUAGUCCGGUUAUCAUGGCUUGUUGCCAUCAUCAUUGUCAUUAUCCUCCACGCAACGCCGGGAUCGGCACAGGAUGAAGUCGCGACAUCUGAAAUCACGCCUCCCGAGGCCACAUCCAUUGAAAUCCCACCCCCUGAAGCAACACCGGUCGAAGUCCCUCCCGAGCCCAUCCCCAACCCCGAGGAAAUCACGGACCCAGUUGUCCCCGAAGAAGAAGGAAGUGAGAUCGAAGGGACAGGAGAAGAGCAGCACGAGGACGAGGAUGUUAUCCCCUACACGACCCCACACCUCCCAGAGGAUUGCAGUGACAUUCGCAUCUUCAGUGCCCGGGGGUCCAAUGAGCCCUACCCCGGCCGCGGCGGCGAGAUGUUGGGCGUCAUGUGUUCCAAGUUCGAGCCCCAGGGCGUGUCGUGCGACUACGAGGACAUUGUCUACCCGGCCAACAUCUCCUACUCGGGGUUCUAUUGUGAGUCGGCCAACGCGGGCGCAUACGCCGGCCAGGCCCAGCUGAGGGCGUAUGCCGAGCGGUGUCCGGAUUCCAAAUUGGUCCUGCUGGGCUAUUCUCAGGGCGCGGCUGUCGUCGGUGAUAUGUUGGGUGGCGGUGGCGGGCCCAUCUUUGGGUGUGAUCAGGCUUGGAAUCCCUCGCUGCCUCGAGACACGGCGCCUGGAUCGAAGAUCGCCGCCGUGGUAGCCAUGGGGGACCCUCGCUUCACCGCAGACCAGCCGUACAACAUCGGCCGCGGCUCGACCUACAAUGGCACGGCGCCACGGUCGGGCCAACAACUCGACGACCUCAACGUCUACGAGGACAUCACGGCCAUGUGGUGCAACGCCGGCGACCCCGUAUGUGCGGUCGGCAGCGACCCGGUCAACAUCUCCGCCCACUGGAGCUAUUACGACGAAUAUUCCGUCGUCGCGUCCGAAUGGGUCGUGGCCACCGUCCUGCACCACCCGGACGUCCGACUCGACUUGGAUCUCGACGGACGCAACGAGAGUGUUGUCUUGACGGGGUCGAACAGUUCAGACGAUAACGAUGACUCUGGAGGCGACGGGGCUGAGAACAAGGCAACGAGCUUGACAGGUCUUGCAGGCGGUGGGAUAACAGGUCGACUCGGCGUUGCAGUGUUGGUUACCGCGGGUUUGAUCUGGACCAUCUAA
Molecule: messenger RNA, 1161 nt
Organism: Fonsecaea nubica
Lineage: Eukaryota; Fungi; Ascomycota; Eurotiomycetes; Chaetothyriales; Herpotrichiellaceae
Exons: 2
Coding region: 1-1161 (386 amino acids)
Molecular function (GO): hydrolase activity
Source: RefSeq, a predicted model, not a curated record